CAGGUAAACAGGUUUAAGAAAUCAGAAGUGAGAACAGAGAGAAGUCAGACUGGAAAAGUGUCCAAAUAGGAUUUGGUAAUUAUUUGUAUGUGCACAGAGGCCAAGGGAGAGGAGAGAGUCAAGGAUGACCCCAGGUUUCUGGCUUGGGCAACUGCAUGGCAAGGAUGCCAUUCAUUGAGAUCAGGAACAAUGAAUGAGAAGCCAAUUUGAGAGAGGAGUACAGCUUGCUGCUUUCUAAAUGCCAACUUUCACCACAGCCUAUCCUAAUUUAUAUAUAAACAGCCAUGCUUUCCCAGUGAAAGCACUUGUUUACUCCAGCAGGCAAUUACACACCAUUUCUACUUGAAAUCACCAACAUUCUUCCUUCUAUCUUGGACAGCCUCCUCACUCUCCAUACCAGUUCCACCAACUUCCCUACAUCCAUGCCCAUGUUCUUGCAUCCAGCUUCAGUGGAGCAAAUGUGCUGCUCCUCUUUAUGAUACCCUUCCACUUGUGUCCUAAACCUUUUCCUCCCAAAAUGCUCAAGGCAUUUGCACUAGCAGUUACUGAUUUUUCUGCUCUGUACCAUCUUUUUCUCCCUCUCUACAAGAUGAUUUCUUCCCAUCCAGAUGCUGUUACUCAUUUUAAAAAGAAACCUCUUAGCCCCAUAAUACUGCCAGCUACUACUGAAUUUCUCAACAUUCCUCAUAGCUCUCUAAACUCAUCCAUAUUGUUGUCUUAAUUCCUGUCUUACCCGAGUCACCUUCAGUUCUCUCCCCUCACUCCUCUCAUCUCAGGUUUUUGUCCCUACAAAUCCACCAAAAGAGCCCUCAGCAGGGUCACCAUUGAAGUACUUCCUGCAAAAGCCAGUGGCAGAUCCUGCACUCAUUUUAUUAGACCUUUAAGUAGCACUGGCCCAGCCCACCAUGCCCUCAUUUAUUCAUUCAACACAUAUUUAUUGAGUGCUUACUGUAUGCUAGGCAUAGUUCCAAUCCUUCGGACACAUCAGUGAAUUAAACAGACAAGGUCCCUUCCCUCUAGGAACUGAUUCUAUUAGAAGGAUAUAGUUAACAAGCAAAAGACAACAAACAAUUGAAUUGUGCCUAAGUUAUAAGGCAAUAAAGGCUAUGGAAAAGAAAAACAUAGAACUCAGAAAUUGUAGAAUUUCCAUUUAAGACACAAUUAUCACUAUAACCAAAAAUACCCUAUGUGACAACAGUAUUUACUAUCAAAUCAAAUAACAGGAUAUGUUCCAUAUAUCCCCAUAUUAUAAAAAUGAGUCAUAUUUUCAUCUGCUGGCCUCAUAUUUCUGGAUUUGAUGUGAGGAUACUGCAGAAAAGAAAAAGAAAUUAAGAGAAGGGAAAAUGGGGAUUUGGUAUUUUAUAAUUCAUGAUACUAUGUAUUGCAUCCUGGGGGCAGGUAACAGAAAUGGAAGUGACCCAACCUCUGUGGCAUAAGCUGACUCAUUUUUCACUUCUUUUAAAAUUACGUUAAGUGACAUUGCUUUCUCACAUUGAAGAAUAGCUAUACUCAAAGUACAGUAGCAUAGUCAAGGAGUGGAAUUUUCUAUGAAUGAUACUUCCUGUUUUAAUCUUAAAGAAAAUAAAACAUUUAUGUUAAAUACAGUAAGCACAGUAUGUAUGGCUUUCAAAGGAGGAGCGACAGGUUGUUUGCAGAAUGGCUGUGACCGCUCCCCCCUCGCAGUGUGUGUGCUCCUCCCAUCAGGGGACAGGGUCUGUCUCCCAGCCCUUUGACUCCAGGGACUUACUUUGGCUAAUGAAAUGGGGUGGAAUGAUACUGUGAAACUUCCGAGUCCAGGCCUUGCAGCUGCCGUUUUGUCCCAGGCCAGCACAGGAGCCUGCCAGGUGAGCCUGCUGGAAAAUGAGACAAGCCCUGCCAGCUGCGGCAUCCUUGGCCAGCCACUCCCUGGUCUGGCCUCCAGAUGAGUGUAGCCGCAAGAAGGAUCCCGCAUAAGAUUGGCACCACCUCGCUGAGUUUAACCCAACAUCACUGAUCCACUAAACAUGAGAAUAAUAAGAUAACUAUUUUAAAUGAUUACAUUUUGGAGUGGUUUGUUACACAGAAAUAGAUAACUGAUAGAUUUUAAGUAUUUAUUAGUUAUUAAGAAGAUGACUCAUUACCUUUAAAUUAAGCAUUGAUGCUAUAAUAAGCUGAAUUUUAAUUUUAUGAAGAAAAAUAACAUGGAGAGUACAUACUGGAACCUAUUUUUCUAUGAAAAGUUCAGUAUAUCUUGCUGUUUAUAGGUGUUUAUAUCUUGGUCACAGAAAUUAAGUCAUAUAUAGUGUUCCAUGAUUCAUGUCAUUCAUUAAAUAUUGCAGAGGUCUAUCCAUGCCAGUGAAUACAGAGCUAUGUUUUUAAGUAGUUGCAUGAUAUUCCAUUGAACAGGUACACCUAAUGUAUUUAUGUAUGUCCCUUUUAUGUGAUAUUUAGGUUAGUUCCUAAAGCCAACAGAGAAAUAGUAAUGAGAGGAACUUUGAGCAUUUAUCUUUUCAGCCUCAUCAGUUUGCUCAUCUGUAAAGUGAAUAUAUCUCUGACCCUUUCUAUAGAAUUGUUAUAAAAAUUAAUGAGAUAAUGUAUAUGAAGUCUUAACAGUUUGGGGGACAUAGUAAGCCCUUAAUAAUUUAUGGUGUUUUCAUUAUUAUUAUCAUCUGAUUAUAAGCUUCAUGAGGGAUGAUAUUAGCAUCCUCAGGACCCACCUCACUGGAAUACCUUAUACCUACUGAGUGCUUCUUAUGGGGUAGGCCCUGGUUCAAUUGCAUCCUUAAAAUGUGUAAAUACAGUUAUUAUACCCAGAUUACAAAUGAGGAAAUUGAGGCACACAGAGGUAAGGUAAUUUACCUAAGGACAGAACUCAGAGAAUUCAAAGCAAUAUCACUCUAGAACCCAUGCUCUUAAAACUAUAUCGUGCUGCCUCAGUAAAUAUAUGCCUUAAUAAAUUGUUGUUGAGUGAAUGAACAAAUGGAGUAUGGAUUUCUAGAAAUGCAAUUUCUAGAUCUCAGAGCAUGCACAUUUUAAGGUCUUUAAUACAUAUUGCAGUAUAAGCUAUUAUUAUACUUUAAGCCAGAGAAAAAAAUAUACAAUAAUAUUAUCACAACUACAGAAAGAAAGCAAAAAAAGAAAUAUAUAGAAGAAAAAUUGAACAAAACACAUCAAAAUAUUAAGAGUGGCCAUUUUUGAUGGAUACAUUUAUGGGUGAUUUGUUUGUUUUUUAUUUUUCUGAAAUUACCAUAAUGAGUUGUUACUUUAUACAAACCAGUUGAAUAACUAUAGCCUUACUUUUGUGUUAUAUGUGUUUUUCUGCCUCAGAGUUGGUUCUGUCCUUGGAAGCAAGCCUUUCUAAGAAAAGAGAGUUUUCAUGACUAUAUUAGAUUCUUCAUCCUCUAUCAAUCUUAAGAAGGAAAUUAAAAUCACAGGUAAUUUGCCUUCCUAACAUUAUUGGAGCCGUUCAUUUGAUCUAACUCCUGGGGCUAAUAAGCAGUGAUGUAGUUUUACUUUUCUGAUAUUUCCUGUCUGAGGACAAGAGAACUGUUGUUCUCUUACAUCCAUUUGUAAAGUACUUUUAUUGACUCAGGGUUUUGCAAAGACUUUAUCAAGUUGUUUCUCAAACAAUCCUGUGAGGUUAUAAUAAGUCCCACCAAGGCUUGGAUACACAAACACCUGCAUGAAUACAAAUGAGCUAGAUAAUAAUUUGAUAUAUUAACUUUUGUAUUUUUUGUUCAGUACUUCCUGAUACUCCAGGCCUUUCCUGGAUUUUAGCAGUAGCUAGAGUGUUCUAUGCUGACUACCUCAGAGAAAGGACAGUAUAUCAGAAGACAGGCAUCAAUUUUUGGCUUCUGACUUUUGAUAGACGAAGCCAGAGGAGACCCAGGUCAGGGGAGAACAAAGUUUCUCCACUUCUCAAUUAGUUCUAAAGACUGUGAAGAAGGGACGGUCAAGGUUCAUGGGGACUUAGAUGUUAAUGCAGGGCUUUCCUAGGUGAUGUGGCUCUGUACCCCCAAGUCUCAGAGGGGUUUGAGGGAUCUGAGCACAGAAAACCCAGGUUUCACUUUUGGGGUAGAAACAGGGAAGUAGUAAGCAAUGAGAGUUCUCUAAGCCUCAUGUGGUACAGAAAGAGUGAGAAUAUUUCCAAUGAGCACAAAAGUAUUGAUGACUUGAAAAGAAAAGCAACAGGAUGGGAUUAGUCUUCAAGUUCACUCUUUAUGCUGCCAACUCCAACUUGCUGUAAGUUUUAGUAGAAUUUCCAUCUGGUUCUUUCUUUUUUUUUUAAUGCUAUGAACAUUUCAUUUUAUUUAUUUAUCUAAGAAAGUAGCUUUAAAAAAAGGGGAAAAUAACCUAGAUCAUUUUGAAUAAAAACCUUUACAUAAUCUUUAUGCAUAGAGACCCAGGGGUGGCCAUGUUGUCUACGACAACCUGAACAGGCUGUCUCAGGCCAUUACCUAGGGCUCCCGCGUUUGGCAGCCCUGCAGCAAAGGCCCUCUGCCUGCCCCUGGAGCCAAGCUCCCUGAAGACUGCUUCACUGAUGGUUUGCCUUCUGGGACUAUAGAUAGAGGGUGGAAAAUGCUUCGGGCUAGCACGGGAGGGACUGGGAGUUACCCAAUCUGCCCCAUUUCAUCCAAACUCUUCAAGUCAGGCAGGAGGCCUAGCAAGAUGACUAAAUGCCAGGGAUCAAACAGAGUUGUGGGAGCUUCCCAGACACUUGGGAUCUGUGACCCAGGGCCUCUGCACAUGGUAGCAAGGAAGGUAUGGUGUUCACAGAAAACUCAAGACAGGAACAGAUAAGCCUUGAAUAUCUGUCACUCUGUGACAGGUACUCACUUCUACCCUAAGUAACUCAGAAAGACCCUGUCCUGCUUCUCAACUCAGUCCAAACCUCUUUUGACUCUAAAACUCAGUUAACCCAUCAACCUACAUAAGAGACGAAUUCUCCUUCCUUUGGGAGGAAGGACAACCAGAUCAACACAUUUGUCCCAUUGUCUGUCCCACUCCUUCCAGAGUCCUAGUAUAAAAGAGCUGGCAUAGGAGUAGGAUAGCAUGGAGGACAGACAGGAUGACAUGGAAGGUCACAAGAUCCAGAACAGCGGAGAGUGGAAAAAGAUUCCAUGGUUCUUUGGGGGAUUCUGCCAGAGGUGCUGUAUUGACCAUUUUUAAAAAGAAGGAAAGAAAAAAAUAAAAGAAUGGUCUUGAGGAUGGUAAAAAGAGACCUGGAUCCUUUUUUAGUAAUCCAAAAGCCCUCACACUAUGUUCAGUAUUAAGAAAAGCCCUGAACAAAUAGAGGAUACUGUGUCAGGCAGCAAGAAGGGAAGGUGGAUUCCCUGGCCAUCCCAAAGAAUGGCAAACAGUACCCGUCAACUGAAUGCAGGGGACCUCUGUGUGGGGAGUGGGAAUGAAUAUGUGAGUGUGGUGGGAGGGGCCUGGGCAUUUGGUUCUUUUUCUAUAGUUUCUAUUUCUCUGCUAAGAUUCUCUACCUGCCCAUUCACAAUUUCCCUUAAUUAUUUGAACAUAUGUGGAAGUUGGUUUCUGUUGACCGCUUUUUUUUUUUUCUUACCCUUUGGUUGGCUUUUUGUUACCACCUUUAUAAGAAAGGGACUUCCUGGUAAUGAUGGUGUCAGAACUGGGUUAAGCAGUGACACUAAGGAAUGACAAGAAUCUAAUGUCAAAGCAGUCACUUGAAGUGGGGCUGAACAUCAUCUCAUUAGUAGUGGUGCAUAAUGUGUGAUGAUUUUCAGUCUUCAAAGAAGAAAGACAGUUGCAAACACCUUGGGAAAAAUGUAAGGAUAGUGUCUGUCAUCUUAGUCACUCUCACACAACUAGCAGGAUAUCCAUCCUCAACACCAAAACUCAUUGGCAAGUCACUCAACGUAAUUUAGAUGUUACUUUUUGCCUGACCCACCCAUUAAAGAAUAGAAUUGGAAGAGAAUUUGAAACAUUAACAUUUAACUCCCUGCCUUCCACCAAGUAGCAAGUAGAAAAAACUAUCUCCUCCAAUGAUUAAUUUUUUCUGAACAAAAGGCAGCUUCCUUGAAUUCCCUAAUAUAAAGUUAGAUACUUACAGAAAAAUCAACCCAACAGACAGAAAUGAGGAAUCAACAUUAAUAUUUUGCUGAACAUCCUUCUACAUACUGCUCUAUGCAAAUCCUUAUGCAUGUAAUUUUAUGUGAACAGAAAAUAUACAUGCUUUUAACUCAACAUAUGGUAAAGGUCAUUAUCAAUAAAUAUAGAUACACAUAAUCCUUUUUAAUGGCUAUACAUUCCAUUGCACAGGUGUACCAAGUUUUAUUAAAUCACUCCUCUAUGGAAGGACAUUCAGUUGUAGAUUCCUGAAAUAAUGAACAUUUUUUCUGCUCUGUGCAUGUGUGUGUGUGUGUGUGUGUGUGUGUGUUUAACAACUCUAUGUGCUUAUCAAAUUAUGUCUCCUUGGGGCUGUACAUUUCUAUAACAUUAUUUCUGGGCUGAAGGACAUUCACAAUUUUUAAUAAUUAAUAAACUGUUCCUACCAGGAAGAUUGUACCCCCUCACACUUCCACUAAUAGUGAGCCAAUUUCUCUCUCUUUGGCCCUACUGUAUAUGUGUAGUCUUUCCAAACUUUACCAAUGUGUCAGGCAAAAGGUAACAUCGAAAUUAUGUUGAAUGACUUGCCAAUGAGUCUUGGUGCUGAGGAUAGGUAUCUUGCCAUAUGGUCCUUUCUGGCUUUAAAUGGACAGUGUGUGCAAUAUGCAACAGUGUGGGAUGCAAAUAAGAUGGUCUGUCUUCCAUUCUCCUAACUUUCUUGUGCUGUGUGUCCCUGGGUAAGCCACUCAACCUGUCUAUGUGACAGUUUCUUCAAAUGGAAAUGAAGGACUUGAAAUGGGUGGUUUUGAACUUCCUUUCCAGCUCUAAGGAGGGGAUGGUGUGGAAUGCACUGUACAGAUACACAGUAGAUAACGUGGACUGACAGACUCAGUGCCAUUUCCAGCCCCCUCUCCCUUGCUUGCACCUGCUGUAGCAGAUGCUGGAAAUGCUCAAUAAACCUUUUCUCAGCCUCCUUUGGAGCUAAUGGGCAACCGUUUUACCAAGUUCUGGCUAAUGAAACAUGGAGGGAAAUCUAUUGAGGUGCUUGUGGAAAACCUUCUGCUUUCUUGAUAAAAGAAACAGGCAGAAGACAGGAGUUGUCUCUCCCUCACUGUCUGCCUUCAGUGCAGACUUGACACUGGGACCUGUGGGGGCAGUGUGGUAGCUUUGUACAGCGUCAACUCAGCUGAGCAGGAUCUGUUUUUUUCAGAACCCUGCAUGGUUUCAGAUUAGCACUAGUCCCAAGACAAAAGUUGCAUGAGAUCUGGAAGGUAGUGGCAAAGCAGCAGCCAUGGUUCUUAUGAUCUGAAGGCCAAUGCAGGGCUAUAGGCAUGGUGGUAACUCUAGCACAUUGUUGCUGAUCUGCUGGCUCACCUUGCUGGCAUGAGGCAGCACCCAGACUCUAGCUGCUGCUAAAUCUCCUUCUUUAGUUUCUCCAAGUCCUAAGCCAAGUGAAUGUGCAGCAUGAAGGGUGCCAGGUUCUCCUGCAGUACAUGUGCAUUAUCAAGGUCAGAGGUCAUGAAACACAUGCAGAUCUGUCUUUGUGGAUUCCCGUCAUUCAUGAAUUCCAAUUUGUCCCCACAGGUUCCAAGUCUCUUCUUGCCCUCAUCCACAUCCAACUUUGGACCCUGGCUGCCAUUCAGGCUUACCUAUGGUGAAUGGACGCUCAGUAGUAGAACCAAAGACAGCCUUGCAUGAGGGAGACCCCUCCACUAGCUCCCACAGUCAUGUGAGGUCUAAUGCAGCCCCAUACAAUAGAACUUAUGUGACGAUAGAAAUGUCUAAUGUAUGAGGUGCCCAAUGUGACAGCCUCUAGGCAUGUGCAUGUACCUACUGAGCACUUGAAAUAUACUCAAUGCAACUGAGGAACUACAUUUUUACUCUUAUUUAAUUUUAAUUCAUUUAAAUAGCCGCAUGUGGCUAGUGGCAAUCAUAUUGAACAGCACAGCUCUAGUGCUGACAUUUAAUAAAAUCUCUCAUUCUUCAUCACUGUGUGGUUCUGUUUCUCUGGUUGAACAGUAACUGAUUAGGCAGUAACUGGCAACCACAUGAGGAAGAGCAUGUAGACAGGGAGCCAGCAUGCUAGGAAUGACAGUAGGUGGUAGGCAACCAUUUUUGUUAGCUUGUUUCUCAAACUAGCCACUUGCCAAUAAACUUUACCAGGAAUGGGUCUUUUCCCCAAUGGAUCUUGCAUGGUUAACUGAACUUAAAAAAAAAAACAGUUAAUAGCUGAACAUUUUCUUUCACGGCUGAGCUUGAGUAGAAAACAAUGUGCAAUGGUUUCAAACUGCUCACAAACACAAUUCGACACAAUUACAAAGGAACAUUUCUUUUUUUUUUCCUUUCUUUUUUUUCUAAUGGUUGCUUAAACAAGUGGUUAUCCGUUAUGGUGUUGACAUAGGAAAACGCGAAACGCUGGCAACUGAAUCAAAGCAAUAGUGCAGCAGGCAGCCCAGUGGCGAGCGAGGCUGGACAGGAUUGCCUUUUCACUUCCUCCCAGUUUUGGUCCCGCCCCCUUAGUUUAUCUUCCUGAGAAUGUUUUUUUUUUUAAAAAAGGAAAACGAACCUAGUGGUCUUUCUUCCGUCCGUCUUCGUGUCUGUGGUUCCCUUCUUUAACACACCUCACGGGACCGGGGCCUCCUCCCUUCUCUGUUGUUUGGUGAGUCACUUUGCUUUCCCUCUUUUGGCCCCGGCCUUCUGUGAAUUCUGCGCAGACCCCCAAGUGCCCCCGAACGCCCUCCCAGCCCUCUGCUAGGGCUAAACGCGUCCGAGCCGAGGUCACUGGCCGUGCGGGUCGUAACACCCGACCCAGCGGAAGCGGAGCCAGGAACGCAGCCGGCAGCCCGCGCAUCCCUGCGCUGCGCAGCGCUGCCUCGCCGGGCCGGGCCGGUCCCCUCCUCUGCGCCCCCUCUCCGCCUCCCCAACGAGGGACUCGCAGUGCCCCCUCGCAGCACAGCGUCCCACCUCCCUGGCAACUCCUGGGCACUAGCCCCGGGACGGCUGGGACAGCGCGCCUGAGCCCGCCCCCCGGGCGGAGGAGGUGGCCCCCGGGGCGCGGGCUCCCAGCCGCGGUGGACGCGGGUCAGCGGAGGAGGCUUGGGCGCCGCCUGGAUGCUGCAGCCUAGCAGCUUCUUCUCUGAGAGCAUCGGGAGACCCGGAGCGAGCCUGCCCUCGGUGCGCGGGGCCCGGAACGGGGCGCUGGACUUGUAUCCCUCUCUUUUCCCUUCGGGUCUAGGAGCACUCCAGCUCUCAGACCCCCCUCCUCCCAGGUACUGGCGGGGAGAGGAGGGCGCAUCCCUCUUCCCGCGCCCCACCAUGGGCAAUAUCUCCAAUGACUCCCAGCAAGAGGACUGCCAGAAUCGACAGUGGCUCCCGUCCGGCGAAAGCCCAGCCAUCAGCGCGGCGAUGUUCUCGGCAGGGGUGCUGGGGAACCUCCUCGCGCUGGCGCUGCUGGCGCGCCGCUGGCGGGGGGACGCGGGGCGCGGGGCCGGCCGCGGGAGCUCCAUCUCCUUGUUCCACGUGCUGGUGACCGAGCUGGUGUUCACCGACCUGCUCGGGACCUGCCUCAUCAGCCCUGUGGUGCUGGCUUCCUACGCGCAGAACCAGACCCUGGAGAAACUGGAGCCCGAGACACGCGCGUGCACCUACUUUGCCUUCGCCAUGACCUUCUUCAGCCUGGCCACGAUGCUCAUGCUUUUCGCCAUGGCCCUGGAGCGCUACCUGUCCAUUGGGCAUCCCUACUUCUACCAGCGCCACGUCAAGCGCCGAAGCGGCCUGGCUGUGCUGCCUGCCAUCUACACUGUCUCUUUGCUCUUUUGCUCUCCUCCACUGCUGGGCUUCUCGAAGUACGGCCAGUACUGCCCCGGAACGUGGUGCUUCAUCCAGCACCAGCAGACCGUGUAUCUGAGGCUUUACGCCACCCUGCUGCUGCUCCUCAUCGUCGCCGUCCUGGCCUGCAACUUCAGCGUCAUCCUCAACCUCAUCCGCAUGCACCGUCGGGGCAGGAGGAGCCGCUGCGGACCCUCGCUGGGCAGCUGCCUGGACGGUCUUGGGAGCCGCAGGAGAGGAGAGAGGGUGUCCGUGGCAGAGGAAACCGACCACCUCAUUCUCCUAGCUAUUAUGACCAUCACCUUCGUAGUCUGCUCCUUGCCUUUCACAAUUUUUGCAUAUGGGAAUGAAUCCUUUUCUCUAAAAGAAAAGUGGGACCUCCAAGCUCUUAGAUUUUUAUCAAUUAAUCCAAUAAUCGACCCUUGGGUCUUUGUCAUCCUUAGACCUCCUGUUCUGAGACUAAUGCGUUCAGUCCUCUGUUGUCGGGUUUCUUUAAAAACACAAGAUGGAACACGAACUUCCUGUUCUACCCAGUCAAAUGCCAGUAAACAGACUGACUUUUGUGGACAGUAGUUAAGAAGUGCUAAGUUAGCCAGCAUCUGGAAGAUCAUUUUGAAAUGGUUCCAUGAAGAAAUGAAAAGAGUUAGUUUAUAAACAAAAUGAAGCUACCCUAAUAAAACAGAGUGAACAAACAUUCCAGCUGUGGUUUGCACUACAGAGGUGCUGAGAAGGCACUUUAUGGAAGGUGUCAGAAGGACCGAUAAAUUUUACCCUUAAUGAGCAUGUUAAUGGCUUUUAGAGGAACAACCAAUUGCAUUUAAGAUCUGGUUGCCUUUUGAUUAAAGAACAGAGAAAGCAUGUGGGUUUGUAAUUUGUUUAAAACCCUAGUUAUUGUGUUUUCUAUUUUAAUCUUCUAUGCUGCUACCAUUAUAAAUACGCAGUACAGUCAGACUGGAAAAAACUUCAUAUGUAUUCUCUAGGAAGUUGAUAUGUGGAAACAACCAAGCCUGAUGUCUUGUGACUGUUAAACAAACCCUUUCUUUGGACAAUGAGUUUGAAAAUCAUAGGCACCCUGUACUCUCAUAUUUGUGUAUGUGGGAGCUGUUUCUCAUGGCUACACUCAUCUACUACUUGAAGAGUAGGCUCAGUUGGUUGAAAUCACCUUUUUCACUAGUCCUCCAGAAGCUGUGUGUCAAUGUGUCAGGUUAUUUAUUUUGUUAUUUCCAUUGUGCUAAUAGUAAUCAAAAAGAUUUUAGGAACUUUCCUCACAACAAGAAAGAAUAGGCUAUUAAGAGUUAAUUCUGAUUAAUAGUCUUCAUUCUGUUUCCAGGGGAGAGUUUAUGCGGCUCUUUCUGAAGCCAAACAAUAGGAUUAAAAGCUGAAAAAAACUGGUCAGUUCUUCAGAUGCACUGGAACUCUUUUAAUACUGAUGUCAAGGUCAUGACUAACACCUAUUUUGUAAGAUGACCGUGUUGUAGCAAAAUUUAUAUAUUUUUUAUCUAGGUGACAUGGCUUGACUCAUACCAUACUAUGUAGGAAAUCAUGUAACAGUGAGUCAUAUCUUAAUAUAUUUCUAAAUCUAAAUGUUUGGAAUGGUGUAAACUCAGCAUCAAAAUAUUUCAGUGAAUUGCACUGUUUAAUCAUAUCUUAGUUACUGUGUAAACUCAUCUGAAAUGUUACAGAAAUAAACUAUGAAACAAAAAUUUGAAAAUGGAAUAGUAUUUGAUGAAUUCCCCCAAACGUUUUAUAAUUAGAGUAUGUAUAAUAUUUUUUAAAUGAGAUAAAAGUAGAAACACUAUAUUUUAAUUUGGCAGGUUUUUAAAGUGUGGUUGCAUUGUAAAUUAGA
Manis pentadactyla (Chinese pangolin) is the source of this 11722-nucleotide messenger RNA. RefSeq names its product prostaglandin E receptor 2 (gene PTGER2). Lineage: Eukaryota; Metazoa; Chordata; Mammalia; Pholidota; Manidae. Gene Ontology annotation, molecular function: prostaglandin E receptor activity. Gene Ontology annotation, biological process: inflammatory response; adenylate cyclase-activating G protein-coupled receptor signaling pathway; positive regulation of cytosolic calcium ion concentration. Gene Ontology annotation, cellular component: plasma membrane. Bases 9160 to 10449 code for a protein of 429 amino acids. The record is from RefSeq and is a predicted model, not a curated record. The transcript is spliced from 2 exons.